Molecule: messenger RNA, 500 nt
Organism: Anastrepha obliqua
Lineage: Eukaryota; Metazoa; Arthropoda; Insecta; Diptera; Tephritidae
Exons: 2
Coding region: 74-367 (97 amino acids)
Source: RefSeq, a predicted model, not a curated record
UGUUUAUAGAAUAAAAUUUACAUAUAUAUUUUUUAAGAAGGCACAAAUUGCACAAACAAGGCAAUAUAAUAUAAUGGGCAAAUCAAUACACAUCGAGGUGGAACAUUGCGGCCUAUGUGCGGCACAUGCUAGGCAGUGCAGAUCGCUGCAAAAAUACAUAAUGAGAGAAGAGCCAGAUACGGAUCUGGUUUGUCGUACUGGCCGGCGCGGCUCAUUCGAGGUGGUCGUUAACGGUAUGUUGGUGCAUUCGAAAUUGAAAACGCAGGCUUUCCCAUCACAAGAUGAAAUUUUACAGCGCGUUAUAAAUGUGCGCGAAGGUCCGACUUCCAAGUACAUGGGAAUGGAAAAUUUUUGCUCAUUAAUGUAAAAUUAACUGUAAAAUGUAUGUAUAUACUUGUAUAAUUUAGUAGACAUUCAGUUUUCCAAUUUUAUUGUACUGCUUGUAUUUAUUCAAAAUAAUUUUAAAAUACAUCCCAAUAUCUGUAUAACCACAAAGAUAA